Molecule: messenger RNA, 1478 nt
Organism: Asparagus officinalis (garden asparagus)
Lineage: Eukaryota; Viridiplantae; Streptophyta; Magnoliopsida; Asparagales; Asparagaceae
Product: cathepsin B-like
Exons: 11
Coding region: 140-1219 (359 amino acids)
Biological process (GO): regulation of catalytic activity
Cellular component (GO): lysosome
Molecular function (GO): cysteine-type endopeptidase activity
Source: RefSeq, a predicted model, not a curated record
AAAUAAAUAAAUAUCAUCAAUCGAUCGAAGUAACAAUAUUAGGAAUCCAAAGUGUACACGCUCCUCCUUGCGAUCCACAGAGAGAGGGGGAGAGAGAGAGAGAGAGAGGAGAAGAACUGAUCAAGAAGGAAAGAGAGUGAUGGUGGGUUGGGUCAGAUCGGUUCCGGUGCUUCUGCUGCUCCUUGUUUUGGCCACACCGAUCCAACUUUGGCAGCAGGUGGUCGCCGUGGUACCAAUCCUUGAGGCCAAGACAGAAUCCAAUAUUCUUCAGGAUUCUAUUGUACAGAAGGUUAAUGCAAACCCUAAUGCAGGAUGGAAAGCUUCCAUAAACUCUCGCUUCUCCAAUUAUACAGUUGCACAAUUCAAAUAUAUUCUUGGAGUGAAGCAGAUGCCUCAAAAUUCCAUGAAAGAUAUUCCUGUUAAAUCUCAUGGCAAACCUUUGGGGCUGCCCAGACAGUUUGAUGCUAGGACAGCUUGGCCUCAGUGUAGCACUAUUGGAAGAAUACUUGAUCAGGGACACUGUGGUUCUUGUUGGGCAUUUGGUGCAGUGGAAUCAUUGUCAGAUCGUUUCUGUAUCCAAUUUAACAUGAACAUCUCUCUUUCUGUUAAUGACCUCUUGUCCUGCUGUGGUUUUAUGUGUGGGGAUGGUUGCGACGGAGGGUACCCUAUACGUGCAUGGCACUACUUUGUGCAGAGUGGUGUUGUUACUGAUGAGUGUGACCCAUAUUUUGAUGAAGCUGGAUGUGUCCAUCCAGGCUGUGAACCUGUCUAUCCGACACCACAGUGCGAAAAGAAGUGCAAAGUGAAGAAUCUUUUUUGGGAAGAAACAAAGCACUUCAGUGUUAAUGCUUACAGAAUAAAUUCUGAUCCUCGGGAUAUUAUGGCAGAGGUCUACAAGAAUGGUCCUGUUGAAGUUUCCUUCACAGUUUAUGAGGAUUUUGCUCAUUAUAAGUCAGGGAUCUACAAACAUAUUACAGGCGAUGUCAUGGGUGGACACGCAGUUAAGUUGAUUGGUUGGGGAACCAGUGAUGAUGGUGAAAAAUAUUGGCUUCUAGCAAAUCAGUGGAAUAGAGGUUGGGGUGAUGAUGGUUACUUCAAGAUUGUUAGGGGCACAAAUGAAUGCGGGAUUGAAGAGGAUGUGGUUGCUGGGUUGCCUUCUUCAAAGAACCUGAUCAGGAACUUAGCUGGCAUGAAUAUAGCUCAGGAUGCCACUGCUUAAUUUUACAUUAGCGUACUAUAAAUAAACAACUCUGUUAAGAGUGUUUAAACAUAAGGACGAAUGUAAAUGUUGAAGAGAUGCCGCGGGUUGUGAUGCCAGUCUAUAUUGUAAUACAGAAUGAAUACUCUUGCCUUAUUUUUCAUCUUCAUGGUUGUUAAAACUCGAAAGCAUCACAUGUAUCGUGAUGUCUAUGUUUAUGUUAAAAAAAAAACAUUGUAUUAUUUGAAGGAUGCUAUGUCACUUUAUGCUUUAGACGAUA